This is a messenger RNA of Leguminivora glycinivorella, 1171 nucleotides long. RefSeq lists its product as uncharacterized. NCBI's taxonomy places the organism in Eukaryota, Metazoa, Arthropoda, Insecta, Lepidoptera, Tortricidae. The record is from RefSeq and is a predicted model, not a curated record.
AAAGGGUUCUUACCAUUUCAUCAGUGAAAUUAGAGAUCUCACAUUAACUGAUGAUGAAAUUAUGGUCAGUUUUGAUGUUCAGUCGCUAUUUACGAAUCUACCGGUAAAAGACUGCAUUGAAAUUGUCAAGAAGAGGUUGAGAGAGCAGAACAUGUCUGAGAACUACGCCAAGUUGUUGGAACAUUGCCUCACAUCGGGCUACUUGCUAUGGAACGGUGAAUUCUACCUUCAAGUGGACGGCGUGGCAAUGGGGUCUCCGGUGUCUCCAGUAGUCGCCGACAUCUUCAUGGAGGACUUUGAGGAGAGAGCGCUCUCAUUGGCUGCCGUCCAGCCGAAGAUAUUUAAAAGAUACGUAGAUGACACUUUUACUAUACUUCCUAAAAGUAAUGUUUCAAUCUUCUUAGACCAUUUAAAUUCUAUCCAUAGUAAAAUACAAUUUACUAUGGAGUUGGAAAAAGACUGUUCUCUUCCCUUCUUGGAUGUUCUCAUUUUGAGGAAUCCUGAUAAUAGCUUAGGUCGCACUGUGUAUAGGAAACCUACUCAUACUGAUAGGUACUUAAAUGGCAAAUCCCACCACCAUCCCAGUCAACUAGCUACUGUAGGCAAAUCUUUGUUUCAGAUAGCCCAAAAGAUAUGUGACGACCAGCAUUUGGCCGCUGAGCUUCGACAUGCCAGGCAGGCAGCGCUGUUGGCGAACGAGCUCAAGAUACCGCGUGUCAAGCAGAAGGCCCGUUUGAAGAUCCCUACAGUCGAGCGCCGGCCUGCUAUUCUCCCUUUUGUCAGAGGGGUCACGGAUAGGAUCAACCACAUCUUAAAACGGGCUUCUAUUAAAACUUACUUCAAGCCUAUGAAGAAGAUGUCCCAAUUCCUGAGGCCUGUGAAAUGUCAAACUCCUCUACAAAAUGCGGGAGUGUACAUGCUAGACUGUGAGUGCGGCCUGUCAUAUGUGGGACAGACGAAACGAAGCAUUUCCACACGGGUGAAGGAACACAUAGCGGAUGUCAAGCACCGUCGGCAAAGGUCUGCAGUCUCUGAACAUGUCAUGGAUAAAGUCAAUCAUGCUAUAAAGUUUGACAAGCCUCUGGUUCUUGCUAAGGAGAAGCGAUAUAUACCCAGAAUGUUGCGAGAGGCCAUUGAGAUCAAAAAAUAUCCAAACUUUAAUAGAGAGGAU